AUGGUUUGCUAUAAAAUGGUCAAAAUGAGGUAGUAACAGGUUUAAAAAUUUGUUAGGUACGCAUUAAGGAAAUCCACAAAGUUUCUUGAAGUUAGAUAUAUAUAAUGUUUAUAAGCUCUGAAAUAUAUUUUAGUAAUUCUGGGACGGAUAGAAGGACAAAUACAGAGUAUGUGUGAAUGUAAGAAGGUUUAGAAUAAUUAAUGUUUCUGUUUCCAAUUCAAUAUUUUAAAGAUCCACGGAAACCUUCCACUUAAAAACUUUAAAUCUUACUCUCUACUUUAUCAAGCAAAAAAUUAAAUUUUCUCUUGUUAUUUAUAUUUACUUUGAGGUAUUUAUAAAUUUUAACAAUAGGGAAGCUUGAAUAUUGUUUUAUAAACAGCAUUUAUGAUUUUUAAUGAAAAAAUAUUCCAAAUUUUUUCAAAUUUACAACAAGUAUUAUUCAGAAAUUAGAAUCAAUUGUUAGAAGAACGGUUGUAUAUUUCUAUGAUCAUUAGCAAUUCUAUGUUGUCUGCAAAAUCAUAAGAAGUAUUUUUUAAAUUAGACCUUUGUUUUAAUGAGACUAGAAGUCUUCAAGAUAGUCUGAGAGACUCUGAGAUGAUAGAGGAACACCUUAGAGUAAUAUAGUCCACGGUCAGAAGGCCAACAUCACUGUAAAAGGUGAUCCUCCUGUUCCGCCUAAGAGGAAAAGAGGCAGAGGGAAAUGAUUAAAUGGUUUUUCAUUUCAUAAAUAUUAUUAUUACUAUUAAACCAUUUUUGGAUAAAAGUAUCAAUUAUUCAUAAUUUCUCUGCAUAACAUAUUAUUUAGUUUACAACUUAAUACAAUCCAAAAGUCAAAGGAUUCUUCCAAGACUUUUAUUAUAUAACUUUUUGUUUUUGUCUUUAAAUUCUGCAUUUUAAACAAUUUAUUAUUGA
Paramecium primaurelia is the source of this 912-nucleotide messenger RNA. Lineage: Eukaryota; Ciliophora; Oligohymenophorea; Peniculida; Parameciidae. The record is from the annotation of a GenBank genome assembly.